Molecule: messenger RNA, 3033 nt
Organism: Seminavis robusta
Lineage: Eukaryota; Bacillariophyta; Bacillariophyceae; Naviculales; Naviculaceae
Source: the annotation of a GenBank genome assembly
AUGUAUCGACGGAUUCGACUUGAGAAUCCAAAGAUCAAACAAAAUAUCGCCGCAAGGCCUGGAGCCAUGGGCAUUCUGUGUUUGGCUGGCUUUGUCAGGGAAAAGUUGGAGGACGAAAAUGACAAGAACGGCGGCGAUCUGUUGGUAUACAGACCCAAGAAUCGUCAGGCGAAUGCCUUGGAGCUCUAUUUAGAGGAGGUCGACAAUGGCGAUGGCCAGGAGCCCGAGUACGAUCAUCCACUGCAGAGGGAACUGAUUCAAGCCAUCUGUCAAAAGAUUGAUGCCAAAGCUCGGGAACUAGAAGUGACGUUUGGUCUAAAGAAUCCUGCACCCAAAUCCAAGGCCAAAGACAUUCCAGACCCAGCACCCAGCGCUGCUUCUUCCACUGUCUACACCAGCCAAAAUUCACCCUUCUUGAGUGAAGAAGAACGAUUGCUACGCCAACAAAAGAUCAAGGCAAUGAAAAAGGCAAAGCGACAGGCACAAGCUGCCACCCUGCAGAGGUGGGAAGAGAGCAAACAAGAAAAAAAGGUAGCCGCAGAGCGUCGAGAGGCAACCUUUCACUCCAAUAUCAAUGUGGAAGCAGAGAAGGGAGCUCCUCAGGGAGUGACUAUCAAAAACCAAAUCUCAAAACAGCCGUUGCCGUUGGCCAAGCCAAUGGAACCAGCACCAGAUCUGGAGCAACAGAUGCAAUCCAUGAGGGCAGCAGCUCGAGAUAGGCACAAAAAGGAGGCGCCCUCGGAGGGCGAAGUGACCCCAAUGAAUGUCGCAGCACCAGCACCAGCUCCUGCUCCAAUGUCACUAUCCAACUGGCCUGGACCAGCUCCUACUCAAACCACGCCUCGUCUUGUCGCGGCUGCUUCUGCGUCAACAGCAAUCCCUGUGGAGGACCAAAAGCCAGCCGCCCCUGGGUCCUUAAUUGAAAAGGCAGAAGCGACAAAGGAAGAGAUAUUGCAGUGGGAACAGUUCUUGGAAACCGUCCCCCGCUGUGCUUCGGCCGAAGGGAUCCGAGAGUCUUCCUGCUUCAAUGGAACGAUGCAAGAUCAGCAAGGCAUGGUGCCAACAAAGUGUCUCAAAAGGCUGUUCAAGGAGUUCGAUGGCCUCAAAGACACUCUACCCUCCAACUCUGACUCGUCCAUUUGGCUUCGGUUCGACGAAGAAUCUCCACAGUACAUCCGGGCCGUCAUGGUCGCUGCAAUAGGGAUCACGCCCUAUUCAGGCGGUUUGUUUGCGUUUGACAUUUAUGUUCCUGCAAUCUAUCCUCAAGAACCACCCAAGAUCAAGUUGAUUAGUCGCGGUGGGCGGUCCUUUUCGUUUGGCCCCAACCUUUACAGCGACGGUGGCGUCUGCUUGUCGCUCCUGUGGGGAUCACAAGGUGGUUCCUGGAUUCCGGGGCAUUCUUCGUUGCACCAGGUCCUCAUCUCCAUUCAGGGGCUGAUGCUCGGCGUGGAGCACCCCUAUUAUUUGAUGAGAGGCGGCUGGCAGGGCAGAGUCAAGGAAGGCGACUUUACGCAUAUCAUGGGACGAACACUGGCAGGCAAAGCUGUGGCUGGAGAAGUCGGAAUCGAUCCGUUGGCCGUGUUGGCCGAGGACAAGAUACGAGUUGGCACUAUCAUGUUUGCUAUGUUGGAUCCAAUCGCUUCGUGCGCCCAGAAGAAAGAAGAAUCUUUCUGGACACCGUUUCAUGCCAUAAUUGAAGCCCACUUUCGCAGGAACCGCAUGUCAAUUCUCCUCGCUGUUCGAACCUGGCUGUCCGAUCAAGUAAUGGGACGGAAUCGCCAGGCAUCGGUCAAUGCCCAGGUCCAAGCUCACAAUCAUGUUCAGGAAGGUGGCCUGGCUGUCGACGAAAUUGGCAAGCUCCUUCCGAAACUUGAGCUUCGGCUCACUAGAAUGUCCUUGCCUGGUUGCGCAGGAAGUGCUGAAAUGGAACCAGACAGCGCACCAGCGGAAGUCAGGGACUUUGUCAGUGAUGAUGGUGAUGACAAGGUCGGCAUUGCAGCUGCCAUCCCUGAUCCGAACCGUAAUAACAUGGCGGCGACAAAGAAAGAGGCGAAGGAAGCGGAGAUUGUGAUCGAGGAAACGGAACAGAUGAAGCAGACCCGUCAGCGAAUGAGGGAUGCAGGGAAGCAAGGCGAGUAUGUCCGGGCAGGGCAUCUCCAACAGGAAUUAAAGAGGCUGGAACAAGUAGAGCGAGAAAAGAUUGAGCUUCAGAAACGACUGGACCGAUUGAAGGGAGAAAUGGAGGAAGCUGCGGAACAGGAGGAUUUCAUUCGCGCUGGACGGCUUCAGGCUCAAAUCAAGGCGCUCACUGCGGUCACCACCAAGACCAGCCAACGAGCACCUCAGGAGCACCAGGUCCAAAAUGACGACAGCGACGACGAUGUAGAAGGAGAUGCAGAAGGUGGUAAUCUUGCUGAGGCUAUGGCAAAUCACCCGGAGUUUGCAGGUGCCAUGGCCCAGCAGGCAAAUGCCCCUACCGGUAACGGCCAGCAGGCAAAUGCCCCCAAAGAGGCGUUGACUGGCAGACAGAGCCAUGGACUUGGCAAGAAUGUCUUUGCGCCACCUGGAUACAAUGAGCACAUUACUGAUCCGAACUACGAAUGGGGAACCUCGGGCACCACGCUACGUGCGGACCCUAUUACGAGCAACCCAGAGCGAGAAACCAGACCUCCUGCACAAGCCGUCGAGAAGAAGAAAAGCAUCCCCGAAGACCAGCGGUGCCGACUUCGUAUCCGUCUGCCAUCCAAGAAGUCAGUUGUUGAGGAGUUUGACAAGACCGAGCCGUUGAUAGCCGUCUAUGCGCGGAUCUCGGAGCUUAUGGCAGACUCAGCGCCUGCUGCCCAGCUGGGGUCAUUGACAGGCGAUGUGUCAUCCGAGGACGCUCCAGCUGGAACUGGCAACACAGACUUAUUCACGUUGCUUUUGACUCAUCCUAGGCUCGAAUUCGACUCAUGGACGCACGGAACAAGCAGCCUUGAGGAACUCAAUCUCGCUCCGUCUGCCACUUUGACUGUGGGCUUGAGAGAGAAUUGA